AUGCAAGCCAUUGCCGAUAGUUUCAGCCAGCAGAACGCGCUGGCUUCUGCACUACAAUACGAUAACGAGGAGCAUUUGAAUAACGAUUUCGUCACUGGGAAUGGGCUUUUCCAGCGACUAGCACCUCAAAUUGCCAUGCCACCUAUAUCCUCCCCCCAGGAGUUUCUCAGAGCACACACGGAUGAUUCGAAAAACCCAGAUUGCAAAAUAAAGAUCGCACACGGUACCACUACGUUGGCAUUCAGAUUCCAAGGCGGCAUCGUUGUGGCCGUAGAUUCGCGUGCCACGGCCGGCCAAUGGAUCGCAUCGCAAACGGUGAAAAAAGUGAUCGAAAUCAACCCUUUUCUGCUGGGAACCAUGGCAGGUGGCGCUGCAGACUGUCAGUUCUGGGAAACCUGGCUGGGAACGCAGUGCAGACUGCACGAACUUAAGGAAAAGGAACGUAUAUCUGUAGCAGCAGCGUCCAAGAUUCUGGGCAAUUUGGUCUAUGAAUAUAAGGGUGCAGGGCUAUCCAUGGGUACAAUGAUCUGCGGAUACACCAAGAAAGAAGGUCCUACAAUUUACUACGUGGACUCUGAUGGAACGAGACUUAAGGGAGACCUGUUUUGCGUUGGGUCAGGACAAACUUUCGCGUAUGGUGUGUUGGACUCCAAUUACAAAUGGGAUUUAUCUGUGGAAGAGGCUCUAUACCUAGGAAAACGUUCGAUCCUCGCUGCAGCCCAUAGAGAUGCGUACUCCGGUGGGUCCGUAAACCUGUACCAUGUAACGGAACAAGGAUGGGUAUACCAUGGGAACCACAACGUCGACGCUCUUUUCUGGGAAAUCAAAGAGAAAGAGGGUUCCUUCAACAACGUCAUCGGUUAG
Molecule: messenger RNA, 864 nt
Organism: Lachancea meyersii CBS 8951
Lineage: Eukaryota; Fungi; Ascomycota; Saccharomycetes; Saccharomycetales; Saccharomycetaceae
Source: the annotation of a GenBank genome assembly